This is a messenger RNA of Eptesicus fuscus (big brown bat), 2188 nucleotides long. RefSeq names its product MPN domain containing (gene MPND). Gene Ontology annotation, molecular function: polyubiquitin modification-dependent protein binding; metallopeptidase activity. Gene Ontology annotation, cellular component: BRCA1-A complex; BRISC complex. Lineage: Eukaryota; Metazoa; Chordata; Mammalia; Chiroptera; Vespertilionidae. The transcript has 13 exons. The coding region runs from base 434 to 2029 and encodes 531 amino acids. The record is from RefSeq and is a predicted model, not a curated record. Gene Ontology annotation, biological process: double-strand break repair.
GGCCGCCCGCGAACUUGAGCCGCGGCGCAGGGCUGCUCCCGCACUCGGGCCGCAGCCUCAGGGCUUCAGUUUCUCUCCAGGUCCCAGCGGCCGAGGCCUCGGUGUCCCUCCGAGCUGGCCGCGGGCCUCUGUUUCCCCUCCGUCCUGAACUCCCCGCGCCCCCAGUCCCAGGCCUCAAUCCCAAGGAGGAGGCCUCGGAUGGAGCACUAAUCCCCUGAAAGCAGAAGUCUUGCGCCUCAGUUUCCUCAUUGGUACCGAUGAACCCUCAGUUACCACCCCCUCCCCUGGAGAGUGGUCUCAGGCCUCAGUUUCCCCAGUGGUCCCCCGGAGGGUUGAGCCCCCGACUCCCAGUCUUAGAUGCGCGGGCCCGGGCCUCAGUUUACCAGCUCGCACCGGCGGGCCGAGCCCCCCACCCGCCCACCGGCGGCGGCCAAUGGCUGAGGCGCCCCCCGAAUUGGGGCGGAGCCGCAUCACGUGUCGGGAAGAAAGAACUAGCGGGGCGCGGGGUUGGAGCAGCCAUGGCAGCCUGUCGCUGCCCGCAGCUCCGGAGCCGCUGUCCCCGGCGGGCGGCGCGGGCGAGGAGGCGCCGGAUGAGGACGAGGAGGAGGCGGAGGCCGAAGACCCCGAGCGGCCGGCGGGAGCGAGCGGAACGCGCAGCGGUGGCGGAGGCGGCGGCGGCGGCGGCGGCGGCGGGGCGGGAGCAGGGGGCGGUGGCGGGCCGGGGGGCGCGCUCCCCAGGCGCGCGGUCACCCUGCGGGUGCUCCUCAAAGACGCGCAGCUGGAGCCGGGCGCCGGGGUGCUGUCUAUCUACUACUUGGGGAAGAAGUUCAUGGGGGACCUGCAGCCAGACGGGAGGAUCGUGUGGCAGGAAACAGGGCAGGUGUUCAACUCACCCAGUGCCUGGGCCACCCACUGCAAGAAGCUGGUGAACCCGGCCAAGAAGUCGGGUUGUGGCUGGGCCUCCGUCAAGUACAAGGGCCAGAAACUGGACAAGUACAAGGCCGCCUGGCUCAGGCGACACCAGCUCCACGUGCCUGCAGCUGUCGCCGAUGAGAGCCCAGCCAGUGAAGGGGAGGAGGAGGAGCUGCUGAUGGAGGAAGAGGAGGAGGAGGUUCUGGCAGGGGUCUCAGCAGAGGACAAAAGUCGAAGACCACCUGCAAAGGGCCCCUCAGAGCCUGCCCAUCCUGAGGCCACGCCCCUGGGGAAGCGAGUGGAAAACAAGAUCCGGGUGCCAGUGCGAUACUGCAUGUUGGGCAGUCGCGACUCUGCCAGGAACCCCCAUACCCUGGUGGAAGUAACAUCCUUCGCAGCCAUCAACAAGUUCCAGCCGUUCAAUGUGGCCAUCUCCAGCAACGUGCUGUUCCUGCUGGACUUCCACAGCCACUUAACUCGCAGCGAGGUCGUGGGGUACCUGGGGGGCCGCUGGGACAUCAACAGCCAGAUGCUCACGGUGCUGAGAGCCUUUCCCUGUCGCAGCCGGUUGGGGGACGUGGAUACCGGGGCCACUAUGGAAGAGGAGAUCUAUCAGAGCCUGCUUCUGCGGGGCCUGUCCCUGGUGGGCUGGUACCACAGCCACCCACACAGCCCGGCGCUGCCGUCGCUGCAGGACAUUGACACGCAGAUGGACUACCAGCUGCGGCUGCAGGGCUCCAGCAAUGGCUUCCAGCCCUGCCUCGCCCUGCUCUGCUCCCCUUACUACUCUGGCAACCAGGGUCCAGAGUCCAAGAUCUCCCCGUUCUGGGUGAUGCCACCCCCUGAGCAAAGGCCCAGUGACUACGGUAUCCCCAUGGACGUGGAGAUGGCUUAUGUCCAGGACAGCUUCCUGACUAAUGACAUCCUCCAUGAGAUGAUGCUGCUGGUGGAGUUCUACAAGGGCGCCCCGGACCUGGUGAGAUUCCAGGAACCCUGGAACCAGGAGCACACCUACCUUGACAAGCUCAAGAUCUCCCUGGCCAGCAGGAUGCCCAAGGACCAGGGCCUGUGCCAUGUGCUGGAGCAGGUGUACAGCGUCCUUAAGCAAGGGAACUGAGAGGAUCGAUCUCUGAGGACCUGGGAGGCCUCCUGGUCAGACUCGGCACCCCCCAACCCUGGGUGAGGGGGAGCAGGUCGAGAGGUUUCAUUCACGACUGUAUUGCUCUGAUCCUGUGGGACUGAGGUGUUCGAUGGCAGGGGCUCAUAUAAUAAAGGA